ACUAAGAAUUUGAAAAUAGAAUUAGAACCCUAACAACGGCUACUUCUCUACACCAUAAUACAUCACUAGUUCACUACCACUCACCAGACAAUCCACUCUCUCACUCUAAUUCAUCCAAAUUCUCCAUAAAUAAAUAAAUUGUAAAAUUUCAAGCUCUGAUUUCUUACAUGGCUUUGUCAACGCCCGAUUCAAAUCGCAGCAAACUACCCAUCGCAGGCCCAAGAAUCUCGCGCAGAGUACGAAUUGUUGGAAAAAUCCGAGGAUUUACAGACCAAGAGUCUGAAUUAUCGGGUGGAGAUUCGAAACUGUGGGUCACUGUGUGCCGGCCCAAAGGGAGCGAUUCGGAUUCAGAAAAAGUUACAAUAUCAUUCGGAGAUGAAGGGAGUAGUCGCAAAGAUAGAUAUGAAUUAGAUAAUUGCUAUGAACAAGAUGAGGAUAAUGCUGUAGUAUUCUCGAGAGAGGUAAAGCCACUGAUAGCAGAAGUUCUCAGCGGUCGAAAUGCAUCCAUUAUUGCAUAUGGGGCAAGAGGCAGUGGAAAAACCCACACAAUCCAGGGUUCUGUGGACAAAGAAGGUUUGGCAGCAAUGGCAAUAGCUGAGAUCCUUUCGCAAACAAAGGAUGCCCAGAAAGCAGUCCUCGUUUCCUUUUACGAGGUGUUCCAGGAUCAUGUCUAUGAUCUUUUGGACCCUAAUCAUCCCGAAGUUCAAGUGCUUGAAGAUUCUCAAGGAAAAAUAAAGCUCAAAGGACUUUCUAAGGCCGCUGUGGAUUCCAUUUCACACUUUCAUGAUCUAAGUGCUUGUUUGGCUGCACCAUGCUAUUCAGUACAAAAGACACCACUCCAAAUGCCCAAAAGGAGUCACAAAGGGUUAAUGAUACAUAUAGCAUCUGCUGAUGACAUCAAGGGUAGUAAAGGCCCCAAUGUGAUGAACUUUGUGGAUUUGGCAGGCUAUGAGGAUUCCCGAAGAAGCAGCAAAGAUGGAAUUAUGCUUACUGAAAGUGCUAGAAUAAAUAAGUCUUUAUAUGGCAUUAUGAACGUGGUGUACGCUCUGAACACAAAUGAAAAGCGGGUUCCUUAUCGAGAAAGCAAACUCACUCGGAUGCUGCAGGAAUCUCUUGGUGGCUCCAAUCAUGUUUUGCUGCUAACCUGUUUGACUCCAAUCCUUUGCCAAGAUACUCUUUAUGUAGCAAGUUUGGCUUCACGAUCAUGUCAAAGUGCUGGCCAGAUAUUGACAAGCUCUACAAUGAAAAGUAAAAAGCACACCAAUCAGCAAGCACGACUAGUGGGUACCCCAUUGUCUGGGAAAAAGAACAACUCUGGCUCCAAUUUGAUAGGAAGGAAACUGUUCAGUGACAGAAAAGCUAUCAUCUCUAAGCAGGAUGAUGUCACCUCAGCCACAAAGUUUAAGCCUCUUUCAGAGAAUGCUUCAACUAUCAUAUCUUCCUUCCAUAAAAAGACUUCUCAAGACAAGUCCAAUUCAGAUAGAUCUAGAGCCAUGAUAUCAUCAGCAGAAAAUGAAAUCCCAAGUGUUUUCAAGGAAACAAUCUCUAUUCAUAAAAUGGAAAAGGAUGCCUCUCCACCAAAUAAAGCAAAGGAUUUAAAAGUUACUCCCGAAGUUCAUUGUGAUGUCAAAGAAAUACUUUCUUUUGCAGAUGAUGUGCUACAAAUUGUAGAUGUUGAUACAGAGGAGAAAAGUGGAGAUAUGAACAUAGACAAAGUAGCAUCACCACCACUAAGUGAAAGACUUAGAGAAAUAACGAAUAAUUUACGGUUGUUGGAGUCUUCAACUUCUUUGCAUAUGUUGAUGCCAAAGCAGUUGGACUCAUCUCAAGGAAGCCUUGAAAGUUCUGGUGACAUUAUAGAACCCAAAACCCCAAAAGCUGAAACUGAUAUGAGAACCGGUGACAAAUUGGAGAUUGCCAUGUAUACUAGUCCUUGGGAAAGAUUUCAUAUGCGCAGUUCUGGAGCAAAGAAUUGUCUUGUCCAAGAAUAUCUGAAUUUAUUAAACACUGCAAGCAAAGAAGAGUUAACAAGGAUCCAGGGCAUCGGAGAAAAGAGAGCAACUUACAUUCUUGAACUACGUGAAGAAUCUUCAGAACCCUUUAAGAGUCUUGAAGAUUUGAAAGAAGUUGGUCUCUCGGAAAAGGAGAUAAAUGGCUUGAUGAGGAGAAUGGCUGGACAGCUUUUCUGCUAGAAUGGCCUUUUAAGAAUUGUUUGAUGGCAACUAGAAGUUGCCAGCAGUUAUAUUAUGAUGAUUUUGAAUGUAAUAUGUUUCUUUGCAAUUGUUCAAACAAAUGGAAAAACAUACUGCUUUGUGAUAUGCUAUGCUUUUGUGGAAAAUAUACAUAAUUAGUCUCA
Molecule: messenger RNA, 2356 nt
Organism: Nicotiana tabacum (common tobacco)
Lineage: Eukaryota; Viridiplantae; Streptophyta; Magnoliopsida; Solanales; Solanaceae
Product: kinesin-like protein KIN-10C
Biological process (GO): microtubule-based movement; spindle elongation; mitotic spindle organization
Cellular component (GO): microtubule associated complex
Molecular function (GO): microtubule motor activity; ATP binding; microtubule binding
Source: RefSeq, a predicted model, not a curated record